Messenger RNA from Argentina anserina (silverweed cinquefoil), 824 nucleotides. RefSeq lists its product as uncharacterized. The transcript has 4 exons. Bases 243 to 458 code for a protein of 71 amino acids. The record is from RefSeq and is a predicted model, not a curated record. NCBI's taxonomy places the organism in Eukaryota, Viridiplantae, Streptophyta, Magnoliopsida, Rosales, Rosaceae.
AAAAGUGUCAAAUGUGUUCACUAUUCACUCUCUAGCUCUGCAACCCGACAACUUCAGAAUCCUCUCCUUCCUUCUUCCCAUCCUUCUCCGGCCACUGCACUGUACCUUUUCCGACCCCUUCUUCGUGACCGACCGCCGGAUUUGCCCCCUACUCUGAACCCUCUACCCUAUCGUCAACUCUACCCUUAGAAACCAACUUUCGCAGUCCGAAAGUCUUCCUGGAACUUGGCUCACUCUUGAAUAUGAAGUUUCUUGAUUGGUAUUUAAAGAUUGCAUUUGGGUCAGCUCUGAUUGGAGCAUCCAUGGAGUUCUUUAUGAUCAAAACCGGCUUCUAUGAUAAAGUAACAGUUCUGGAGUCUGAAAAACGGGCUUGGGAAAGCUCUCCAGAGGCUCAGGCAGUCAGAGACGCUCUCAAUCCUUGGAGAAAUCGUGAUGUAGAAGCAAAGAAAGAGUCCUAAGCUAGACGGGCCUCAUUUUCGUAAGGAAGAAGAUAAUACAUGCAGGACAGUUUUUGAGAAAUACUUCCGUAGUAGGACAUUAAGUGAAAGGUGCCCUUGAUCUUCCUAAACAAUAGUUUCAUACGGAAUGAAAGUUUUGAAAUUUCUAUUAUUCUUUUCAUGGAAAUAACAUACUGUCUUACGAUAUACUGUUGCCUUACAAUUUCUGAUUGAUCACGCGAGGUUGACCCUCCUUAGUGCAGUGUUCAUGGAAGGCAUUACAUAUUUGUAACCUUUUUUUCCUUUUUGUGUGUGGCGUUCCAGUGUUGUAGAACAUUUAUGUAUCUGAGAAACUAGAAUUUUAAUAUUUAACCAGAAACUCAAAAA